Parasteatoda tepidariorum (common house spider) is the source of this 3366-nucleotide messenger RNA. Its product is annotated as non-canonical pre-mRNAs endonuclease FASTKD5, mitochondrial. The record is from RefSeq and is a predicted model, not a curated record. Lineage: Eukaryota; Metazoa; Arthropoda; Arachnida; Araneae; Theridiidae.
CCAAUUGUUAAAGGAUUUUACAACGCCAUCUGGGGGUGAACGGUUAUCGUCAUCUGGCAACACUGCGUGCAACUUUAGAAUUUCUAAUAUUUAUUUCUUGUUGUUCAUAUUCUGUAAUAAUUUAUUUUUUGAUGCAUUUUGCAUCUUCAUAGUGUUUCAUCUUAUGCAGAAAAAAGAAAAUGUCUCUGGCAGAAAAUGUAAACACAGAUUUUCUUCCAAUUAUUUAUGAUGUAAUUCGUAGCAUCGAAAAGGAAAUGUUUGAAAAUGCUCAGAAACCUCAAGAAUCUGUUGAAAGUAGCUUGAAAAUUCCUGAAUUUAGAACGAAGCUCCAACAAUGCCGCGAGCAAAUUCAAAAGCUCCCUGGGGUUGAUUAUACUAAAGAAGAACAAAUAAGGAGGUUGGAUGCUCUCCGAGAACAACUAGUGCAAAAAAGGGAACUGUUACUUAAGUAUAAAAAUAUGUGCCAUUUUGAUAGUCCAAAAAUAUAAAAUUUACCUUUAUAAAUUGUCUUUCUCUUUAUUUAUAUAUAUAUAAAUAAAUAUUGUGAUAUUCUCUUCUGUGCAAAUCGCUAACCUUUUUUUUUAACAUGUUAAUCCAAAGAAUCAAAAGUUGUUACAAUGUUGCCAAUUUCUAUCUAAAAAGUGUGAGACAGUUUUGUUUCUAUGACAAGAACUUUGAAAGUUUCAGAAAUAAAGCAGAAUACAGAAAUUUAGUUGUGCAGCCAGUUCCAGAUUUAAGUCAAAGCAAGAUACAAGUAACUUCUGGAUUGCCUUUUGCAACAAAAGCGGAUGAUGGUUUUUUUUACCAUCUUCUGCAAAGGGAAAAUGUCAUGAAAUUGUCACCAUUGCAAGUAAAAGAAAUUUUGAGUGUGCUUGCAAAUAGCAAAUUUGAUGCAAUAAAAUAUGCUUCUGUUCUCAAGUUCUUGGAUGAAAAAUGUGCAUUAAGUGCUGAAAGAUGGCCUUUGGAUCUUUCUUUUUAUAUCCUUGAUGCUUGGCUGAUUAUUUUGGGACAAAAAGCCUUCAGAAAACAUUAUUAUUCUGCUAUUACUAGCCAAUGGAGUAGAAAAAUUAAAAAAUGUUCUAAGUCUAAUUUGAUAUUGGUGCUUUAUUUUAUUGGAAUGAGUAAGUCUGUACAACCUUUUUUAAUGGAUUCAGUUUUAGAUCGCAUGGAAAAUAUUUUAUCAGAGUUGAGUGAAGAAGAAAUAGCCCUAGCUUGUCUAAGUUUCUUUAAAUGCAGCAAAAGAGUAAACUCAGUUCCUUUUUUGCAGCGAUCUUGCCAAGCUGCAAUGCACCUCCUUCAAAAGAACGACCAAUUCAACGCGAUCAGUGUCCUCAAGUGUUUACGUCUUUCACAGUAUUACGAUGAGCAAUUGUACGAGAGUGUCGAAAGUUACGUUAUAAAAAAUUGCUCCACUUUUAACAUGGUAGUGUGUAGCAAUUUUCUCGCCUUGUUCGCAACACAAAACAUUUACUGUGGAGAACUUUUUAAUGUUUUGGAAGUGCAGGCCAUUGCAGCAUUAAAUGAAGAAGUAGGUACUGAAAAUUUAAAGACCCAUCCAUCCCUGAGGAGCCGCGUAAAGGACUUAGCUCGCUUUCUGUGGGCUCUGACCACAGUUGGACAUCCUGUAAUGGAAGAUACUUUGACGUGCCUCACACGCCAUAUUGAAAAACGCCUAAAACUGGGUGAAUAUGAAUCACAGCUUCCAGUCUUAGUGGAUACUUUGCAAUCUUUUGUGCUUGCCAAUCACUACCCAGUGGAUAUUUUUUCAUCAGGUUUAAGUCAAUCAACAUUUAAAAGGAUUUAUAAUGGUGAUAAAGCAAAACCAAAAUAUCAGUUAUAUUUUGUUGGAAGGAGUGUCACGAUAGAAUGCCCAGAAAUUUCUACUCUUACCUCAAAUGCGACCCAUCCUAUCCCAAAGCAACUGGAAAAAGAAAUCAAAGAGAGGAGAGGAUUUGAAGAAAUUCUAGCUUUUUUAAAUCGUAGAUUUCCUGCCAGCCUUAUAAGAAGCUGUUAUAUUAUGCCCCACAUUAUGAUAGCAGGAAUAUUUUUUUCCUCAAAAGCUCACACGCCAAGUGCUAGUGUUAGUCAUAAUCCAAUGCUCAAUAGUGUAAUAUCCAAGCAAGUGCAAGACAUUAUCAAAAAAUAUGAGGAAUGUAUUUGUUUUGAAAUAUUAGAUUCCUCGGUCUGUGCAGGUAAAAAUGAUCAGGUUAUAGGGCUAAUGCAGACAAAGAUUCGUCAACUUAAAAAACUCAAUUUCAAAGUGGUUGCCCUUUCAUUAGAUGAAAUCAAUAAAAUUAUACAGGCAAAUAUCCCCGAUGAUUGCGACAUUAACAAAUUGUUUCAGGAAAAUUUUGUUUAAAUACUAUUCAUGUUCAUGGUUAUUGUUUGAAUACGUUUUCAUUUUUGGUAUAAGUAAAGUUUUAUUUAUGCUUCUUAAGCCCCUUUUUUUAGUGCUUUUAAAAAUGUAAUUUUAUUUAGACAUACAAGGUUAACAAUUGUGCGUAGUUAAUCUAUUAACAUAAUGAUAAUAAUUUCUACAGUUCUUAUUUGCCCCUAUAUCUUUAAUUAAUGUAUGUUUUGUAAAAAACUUGGUAUACUUUUGCCCUCAUUUAUUAAUGAAAAUACGGAAGAAGAUCUAUGUAGCGCAAUUCUCUGUAAUCCACAUUAAUUUAACAACAUUAUAAGCAAACCUGAAUUGAUAAAUUUGUUUGUUUUUAGUUCUUAUGCUCUUGAUCAUGUAGUGUUAAUGAUAAAUACUAAAAUAUGUAUUCUUAUGUUUUAAACUAUUUGUUAUUGAAAAUUAUUUUGAAGUAUUAAUUUUUAUCCAUUCCAGAUAUAAAUAUAUAUAGUAUACUCCUGAUUUCUAGAAAACCUUGUUAUGUCAAAAAAAUAUUUUUCCGCUUGGCAUUACAUAUCCAUCUAAUAUUAAUUUGAAUUACUAUGAUGAAGAGUUUUUUCUCAAAACCUCGUUAUGUCAAAUAUUUUUUGAAAUAGAAAAGGACUUUUUUUCCAAUUCUUUUCUAACCAUUCUUUUCUAGACCAAUUCUUUUCUUUUUGACAAUUCAAUAUUUGUGUUAUAAAGAUAUGUGUGUAAUAGAUGUGGUAAAAUAUAUGAAUUUAAAUAAUGAAUAAACACAGUGGUAUAUAUUUUAAGUCGGAAGAUUUUCUUUCAUAAUACUGUAUUUAAUAUUUAUAUUUUGAUCAUAGUAGUUAUUUUAAAAUUAAGAGAGGGAAAAUAUGAAAACAAAGUUGUGUAAUUUGCUGUAAUCUUUAAAUGUAUUUUAUUGAAUUUGUCUAAGGUACAUGAUUGUUCUAUUAAUACCUUUAUUUGAAAAAAAGUGUUAAUAAAAGUAUUUUAGAUAUGAA